This is a messenger RNA of Prunus mume (Japanese apricot), 1902 nucleotides long. Its product is annotated as Pentatricopeptide repeat (PPR) superfamily protein. Gene Ontology annotation, molecular function: mRNA binding; protein binding. The record is from RefSeq and is a predicted model, not a curated record. Lineage: Eukaryota; Viridiplantae; Streptophyta; Magnoliopsida; Rosales; Rosaceae.
GACCGUCCAAGACGUCGGGAAAAUGCGAUGAGUCUGAAAGAGAAAAAUAAUUUCAUGACAAUCAGUCCGCAGAAAUGUAGAAAUUGAUUCAGAGAUUUGCAGGCAAAGCUUUUAGUGUGCAAAACUGAAACAUAAUUGGGAGUGAAUGAUAUUGUCUUAUUGAGAAAGAGUGCUGCCAAUACAAUGGGCAGCAAAACUUUGUUUAAAUGGUCGAAGCAAAUCACGACUUCCCAAGUUGAGCAGCUGAUAAAAGCUGAAAAGGACAUACAGAAAGCUAUUCUCAUAUUUGAUUCCGCAACAGCCGAGUACACCAAUGGCUUCCGGCAUGAUCACACCACCUUUGGUCUCAUGGUCGCCAGAUUAGUCUCCGCGAACCAGUUCAGGUCAGCCGAGGCGUUACUUGAUAAGAUGAAGGAGGAGAAAUGUUGUGUUACAGAAGAUAUAUUCCUCUCUGUUUGCAGAGGAUAUGGCCGUGUUCACAGGCCACUGGAUGCUGUCAGGGUCUUCCACAAAAUGGAGGACUUCCAGUGCAGACCAACCCAGAAAUCUUACAUUACCAUACUUGGCAUUCUUGUUGAAGAAAACCAGUUAAAGAUUGCUUUCAGGUUCUACAAGUAUAUGAGAGAAACGGGCAUUCCAGCUAGCGUUGUGUCGCUUAAUAUUUUGAUCAAAGCCCUUUGUAAGAACAGUAGUUCCAUGGAUGCAGCUCUUCGAAUAUUUCGUGAGAUGCCCAAUCAUGGGUGCACCCCAGAUUCAUAUACAUAUGGUACUUUGAUUAAUGGAUUGUGUAAGUUAGGAAAGAUUGGUGAAGCAAAAGAGCUCUUCAAUGAAAUGGAAACAAAAGGUUGUUUGCCCUCUGUUGUUACGUAUUCUUCCUUGAUACACGGCUUAUGCCAAUCCAACAAUUUGGAUGAAGCUGUGGGAUUGUUUGAACACAUGAAAACCAAAGGUAUUACUCCAAAUGUCUUUACUUACAGCUCUUUGAUGGAUGGAUUUUGCAAGGGUGGGCGUUCUUCACAAGCAAUGGAACUAUUAGACUUAAUGGUUUGUAAGCGCCAUAGGCCAAACAAUAUCACUUAUAGUACUUUGCUUCAUGGACUCUGUGAAGAAGGAAAGCUUCAAGAAGCUUUGGAGAUUCUAGACAGGAUGAAGCUUCAAGGCUUGAAACCAGAUGCAGGGCUGUAUGGGAAAGUAAUUAGUGGCCUUUGCAACAUUUGCAAGUUCCAGGAAGCUGCAAACUUUCUUGAUGAGAUGGUCCUUGGAGGAGUUUCACCUAACAGACUAACUUGGAGCCUUCAUGUAAGGAUUCAUAAUGCAGUGGUCCAGGGCUUGUGUAGUAGCGGCAAUCCAAAUCGAGCUUGUCAGCUGUAUCUUAGCAUGCGUUCCAGGGGUAUCUCCAUAUACAUGAAGACAUUUGAUACUCUAGUGAAGGGUAUCUGUAAAAAAGGGGACCUGCACAAAGCUUAUCGAAUUGUUGAUGAGAUGGUGCUUGAUGGAUGUGUUCCGGAUGAGGGAAUAUGGAGUUCCAUGGUGGAUGGGUUUUGGAAUCGCAGGAAGGUGCGUGAACCUGCUGAGUUGUUGCAGGCUGAGCUGAUGAGCGAAAUAGUUGAGCCUGAAACAUAAAUCUGAAAGUUUUGAGCUAGUAAGUGCUCUUAUACACGUUUCAUUUAUUUUCUUUCUGGUCAUGAAAGUUUGUUCACCACAUUGCCUUUUCUUUUUUUUUUAUGAAAUUAUAAGUUAAUGGCCCAAAAUACGACUACUUACAUGGCACAUGAUUUAUAAAGCACUUGCUUAGUAUAAUGUCGUUGGUAACUGUCCAUAGUGGAUUUAACCAUAAACGUUGGUAACUGUAGCGCUGGAAAUGGUUUUUCUGUAUAUUAACCAUGAAAUAUAUUUGGUUGA